Molecule: messenger RNA, 711 nt
Organism: Bradysia coprophila
Lineage: Eukaryota; Metazoa; Arthropoda; Insecta; Diptera; Sciaridae
Product: cytochrome b5
Cellular component (GO): intracellular membrane-bounded organelle; membrane
Molecular function (GO): heme binding
Source: RefSeq, a predicted model, not a curated record
UGAUGUGGUACAUAUCAGCGGUAUCUGUGGUAUAGAUGUAUGCGUGUCAUGCGUGUACGCUAUAAGAGUGACAGUUCACUUAUUUAUCAUUCACAUUCCAAGGCAUUUUCUUUUCGUUUCGGUUGUAACAUUUUCAUUUCCUACAAGUAUUCGCCUUAUUAUGUCCACCGCAAAGAAGUACACGUUUGCUGAGGUUAAGGAGCACAACAAACCGUCAGAUUUAUGGGUUGUCAUCCACGACAAAGUCUAUGACGUAACAAAAUUCCUCCAUGAACAUCCAGGCGGUGAAGAAGUGCUCGAAGAAUCGGCCGGAAGAAAUGCUACCAAAGAUUUUGAUGAUGCUGAUCACAGUGAAUCGGCAAAAGAACAAUUGGCUAACUAUUACUUGGGCGAUAUUGUCGAUGAGGAAAAGACCGAAAAGUCUGUGAGCAAAAAAGCGGCAUCAUCGAACUCGAACAGUGGAUCUAAUAAAGGAUUGUGUUUAGCCGGAAUAUCAGCAUUAGCCAUUGCUUUGGGGUCAAUUGUGCUGUACAAGGGUUUUCAAAUGAGCAAGUCAUCAAAUUAAUGUAUUAUGAUAAAUAUAUGAAAUAAGCAGUCAUUGGAAAUGACCGCUUCUUCUAAUCUGGAUUACAAUUUGAGAUUUGAUGUUUUAUAAACAAAGGCAAUGUAUCAAAAUAAGAAAAAAUUAAAAUAUUGGAAAAUUGUAUAAAU